Puma concolor (puma) is the source of this 1758-nucleotide messenger RNA. The record is from RefSeq and is a predicted model, not a curated record. NCBI's taxonomy places the organism in Eukaryota, Metazoa, Chordata, Mammalia, Carnivora, Felidae.
AUGUCCUCCAUGUUUGAGAAUAUCAGUAAGAAUUUGGUCAAAGAGCUCGGAGACAAAGACCUGACACCUGUGAAACACCUGCUGAACGCCAACAAAUUCCGUCAGUUUGCAAUUUUACGGAAGAAAAAGAAGACUCUCUCACAGUUCUGGGAACUACCUGAUAUUCCAGUAGAAUACACCCUCAUGGACAUCCUGGAGCCAAGUUCUUCAGUCCCAGAAACCGUUAUCAAGGGACCAUUUAUCUUCAGUGACACCAUGUUCCGGAAGUACAAGGCUUCUGCAGGUGUGACUGCCAUGCUAGAAACGAAUGUGUCAGGGGAAGCUACUAAGUGCCAUGAAACCUUCCUCCAGUUUCACGCUAUUACCUUCCCACCCCAAAACUGGAAAGACCUUCUAAAGAGGAAAGUGUUGGAUCAGGAGCUGCUGUUUCUGAGGAAGUGCCGGGGCAGAGAUGACAAUCUCUAUGUGGUGACAGAGGCCGUGGAACUGAUCAACAGCACUGUGCUGCAUGACAGCAGCAGUGUGAACGUUUUGGGAAAAUGCUUUAUCCCUUGGAUGACUUCUGUCAAGGGUCAAGGCCAGGGAGAGGGUCUCAAAGUGAGAGAGAAGAUGUUGACUCUGCCAGAGGGCACCGUGAUCGCCUAUAAGAAGAAGCAGCUGAUUUUCGAGAACAAUGGCUGGGAUUUCAAGCAACUACAUGAGGAGAUUUUCCAGGAAAUGGAGGCCUUGGCCCAGCUCUCAAAGGACACUCAGGAUUCUAUAUUCCAUACUAUCCUGAACAAGCUUGGGAACCGAGAGGCUCUGCAGGACCUCACGGACACGCUGGAUGGGAGCCCCUUAGAUCUUUUGGAUGACUUUGGGGGCACAAUCCUAAAUGAGAUGCAACCGGACACAAGAGACCUAUGGAUCCAGGCAAGAUUCCACAUCAUCUACCUCCUUGAAGCCAUAAUGGUGUUGAGUGACACCCAACAUGAUCUGCUGGCCCAGUCCAUGGAAAAGAGGAUCCUGCUCCAGCAGCAGAAGCUGGUAAGGAGCAUCCUGGAGCCCAACUUCAAAUACUGCUGGGACAUCCCCUUUACCCUCAAACCCGAGCUCCUUGCCCCACUCCAGGGUGAGGAUUUGGCCAUCACCUAUGGCCUCCUGGAGGAGUGUGGGCUGAAAAUGGAACUGAAUAGCCCCAGAUCAACCUGGCAUCUGGAAACCAAGCAGCCCCUGUCUGCCCUGUAUGGGACCCUGUCAUUGCUGAAGCAGCUGGCAGGAAGUCCAGAGAGGCCUGGCCCCACUCCAGUCUAUGCUGAGAGUGUCCCUGAUGAGCUCAGGGGGGAGAAUUCCUGCAUGGGACUCAACCUGGAGGCCUGGACGGCCCGCCACUGUCCUUGGUACAGCCAGCCGGGGCCUCAGUGGGCUGUGAGUGCUAGUCCUAAAACACAUGCACUGGUUCGCAGUGUCGCUGCCCUGCUCACAAACCUUCAGUGCUCCCAGGCCUACCUCAUCCAGCUGAUGGCAUUCACCAAGGUCCCCACAGCUGUGUAUGACACCUGCCUCUUCACCCCUCCAGAAACGUAUCGUCCCUGUUUGCAAGGGACACUAAGAGUGUGGUCAGAGAACUGGCCAGGAGAGCUUCUCUACUUUUCCAACCACCCCCAAGUGACCUUAAACAAGCAGUCCCCAGGCCUAGGCCGCCACACCAGGGGAGAGACCCUCCCAAGCCCCACCGCUUCUCGCACCCUGCCCCUACGCGCCCUUGCAGGAAACUGA